Messenger RNA from Nematocida parisii ERTm1, 1582 nucleotides. RefSeq names its product atypical/ABC1/ABC1-C protein kinase. The coding region runs from base 157 to 1551 and encodes 464 amino acids. NCBI's taxonomy places the organism in Eukaryota, Fungi, Microsporidia. The transcript has a single exon. The record is from RefSeq and is a predicted model, not a curated record.
UGUUAAAUAUUCUGUUGAUUAUACGUAUACAGAAUGACUUGUCCAUACUCCUGGUGUAUAUUACUAAUUAAACCGGUAUAACCCGAUAUAACCCGAAUUCCGUAUAGAAUACUUUUCAUUAAGCCCCGGGGUAAUUCACACUCAGAAUUUUUUCAUAUGAAAUAUCCAGUAUGCACGAGCCUUUUAUACCCACCACCACUCAUAGAGUCACUGCAUGCAGUGGAUAAGUCCAUAAAUAAGACUUAUAAGCACGAUAAAAGUGUCACUGCAUACGAUUAUAUACGUUCUGGUUGUAGAAUGGCAAAGUUCCUCCUGGUGGAUACAAUUGUAUCAUUAAGUGCCAAUUGUAUCUCAAAGAGCCUCGGUGCAUCGGCCGUGUUCAAUGCACUUACAACAAAUGGUCCCCUUAUAAUGAAGCUGGGCCAGUUCCUAUCCACGCGCACAGAAGUCUUCUCAGACGAAUUAAUCAUAAAAUUACGGAGUAUACAAGACUCAGCACCAGAAGUUAAACUACAAAACCAUCCAUUAGACAUUCUCUAUAAGGAAGUGGGUGUCCGACUGCCAGAUACGGCAUUAAAACAAAGAAUUGGUGCUGGGUGUAUAUCACAAGUGUAUAAGGUACGCAUGGGUAAUAAAGACUAUGCACUAAAAAUAAUUGAUGAGAGCACGGCAGUGCGUGUGUCCACGGACAUCCACGUCCUUGAAUUUAUCUCAUGGGUAUGCGGUGCCACCCGGUUUUACAGGGAGUUUAAGCAGAACAUGCACGCACAAAUGGAUUUAAGAAAGGAGAAAAUGAACACCGACCAGUUCAGAAGGAACUUCUCAUAUUAUCAGUCCACAGUCGAAAACAGCUCAGUCAUAAACCAAGCACUGUCUUACUUCAUAAACCGACCCAGCUUUAUAUUCCCGAAGCCCAUCCUGGCGACUAAAAGGAUCCUGCUCACGGAGUACUGGCCAGGCACUAAGAUACCCCCAUGGGACAAGAAUACUUCAAAGAGUCUCCUGAUUAUGUUCAUGAAAAUGAUUUUCAAGGACAGGUUCAUUCACUCCGAUUUACACCCAGGGAACUUAUCCGUAUACACAGGUGCACGUACAGCACAGACAAGUAGUUCACGUAUGCAUACGCCAAUUAUAGUGUAUGACGCAGGACUAACACACAGUCUUACACUAACACAGCGUAAUAAUCUAUCAGAUUUAAUUAAAGCCAUCUGCUUAGGCCAUAAAAGGAGUGCACUCUCAUUGAUCAUAGACAGGAACAUGCUUAAUAAGCAUACACCACAGGAGAAGGACACUUUCAUAAAAAGUGCCAUUUCUUAUUGGGGUAUGUGUAAUAAGAAAUGGAGCACUUUUGACAGGGCACUUAAGAUCUACUUUCUAGCGAGGCAGCAUAAAGUCUUCUUAGACUCAUCGUAUACGAAUAUAAUUAUGUCUUCUAUUUAUAUGCAGAACCACCUUAAGGGGAUAAAUCAGUUUGACUGGAGAAUGGCCGUAAUGAGUGGGUGCACAGUUGAUUAUUUAGAUCUGCUCAGACAGUGGAAAAAAUUUGCAUAAAAAAUCAGGAAAUAAAUAGAAAAUCAGGAAG